UUUCGUGCGGCAGACAAGCGGAAGUGAAGUCAGCUGACCUAUGAGCUGACCAAUCAGCUUUACGGAAAAUGUCAUGCGCGCAGCCCGGUCUGGUAGAGAGUGGAGGGCACUGUGUGUGAAGGUUAGCAAGCUAGCUAACUUCAGCCACACCAGUCAGUAGUUGAUACAUGAAGUGCAACGUUUCGUAACAUUUAUCUGAUUGAAACAUUAAUUUUUGUUCGCUAACGGGCUACGUCAAGCCUCCCUGUCAGACUGCGCCAUGGCCAGCCUGUCCAAUUACGCAGUUCGCAUGGCCAGGCUUAGUGCGCGGAUCUUCGGGGAUGUUGUGCGUCCAACAGACUCAAAGUCCAUGAAGGUGGUCCAACUCUUCAAGGAGCCUCCAAUGGCCCAGAGGAAGGAGGUGUACGACUGGUACCCACAGCACAAAAUCUACUAUGCCAUGACCCAGAAGCUGAGGUUCAUGGGGCUGUUCAGAGAUGAGCAUGAAGACUUCAAGGAAGAGAUGCGUCGCUUGAGAAAACUGAGAGGCAAAGGGAAACCAAAGAAAGGCGAAGGGAAACGUGCAACCAAGAAAAAAUAACCUGGACAACAUUUCUACCGCCUGGACCUUCACACAAGACUUUAGUUUCUUUAUUCUGUGGCUGGACAGAGCGUUGGACUGUGGCAGCUAGCCAUUCGCACUGUGGAGUAGAGGACAUUCCUAUGAAUGAAGCGAAAUCAAUCAAGUGCUGACUCAGCUGACCUUCCAGCCCCACUGCUGACAGAUGUGAACAGCCUGUUUGGCUAUUAGGGGAAUACAUGGAGCUGAUGUUUUAUUAAAUAUCAUGUCAGUCAGUGUUGUCCACCCUCAAUGUGAUGGAGGUUCCUCACAGACAACAGCUACAUAACAGCACGGCAAAACUCACAUUAUUUGAUUUUACUGACACCUGUUCUUUAUUUGUUUAAUUGUUCAAUUAUGGCUGUUUCCCCUAAAUUAUUUGUUCAAUAAAUUCUCACACAGUCUCUCUACCACUGAGUGGUUGGAGUUGUCACUCUGCCUUGAUCAGCUGCUAACCAUCAAAGAUCAUCAAAGACCAUCAAAGACCUUGUUAGUCUGAGUUCCAAGACUACCAGUAUUGGGGGAAACACUUGGAAGUUCUGAUGUGAAAAUAGUCAUAUUUAAAGAUAUUUAAUAUUCACUCAAAAUGUUGGCAAUAUUUGCCAUUAUCAGCCUUCAAAAACAUCAGUAUCAGUAUAGUGUCUAUACAGAGGUGUGUCUUUGCUGUUUGAUGCUGUCACACUCACACCUGUUGUAAUGCUGAAUAACAACAAACCAUGUUUCCUGUGUUGCAUGUUUUAAAAAAUAAAAUAAGUGAUUAUGACAAA
Messenger RNA from Myripristis murdjan (pinecone soldierfish), 1365 nucleotides. RefSeq names its product mitochondrial ribosomal protein S33 (gene mrps33). Bases 260 to 580 code for a protein of 106 amino acids. NCBI's taxonomy places the organism in Eukaryota, Metazoa, Chordata, Actinopteri, Holocentriformes, Holocentridae. Gene Ontology annotation, cellular component: mitochondrion. The record is from RefSeq and is a predicted model, not a curated record. The transcript has 3 exons.